Molecule: messenger RNA, 1548 nt
Organism: Penicillium odoratum
Lineage: Eukaryota; Fungi; Ascomycota; Eurotiomycetes; Eurotiales; Aspergillaceae
Product: glycosyl hydrolase family 79 C-terminal domain-containing protein
Exons: 7
Coding region: 1-1548 (515 amino acids)
Source: RefSeq, a predicted model, not a curated record
AUGCGUCUCUCCAGGGCCAUUUGCGCCUUAUAUACUCCAGCUGUAGUCGCUGUCACUAUCGCUACAAGCCAAAACAUCGACAUCCAGGCUCUAGGGAUUGUCCCUGGAGGUGCUUCUCGGCCAGUAGCGCACGAUUUCUGCUCCAUCUCUAUUCCAAUCCACUUUUUCGCCGAUUAUACCGGCAACAAAAGCAGCCCUAAUCUCUUCUCCCGCGAUAUCAUCGAGCUUCUUCAUAGCAAGACGGGCUCGUAUCCACAUAUUCGCGUGGGCGGCACAUCAGCUGACCGAGCUAUCUACAAUGCCUCACAAACGAAGUCAAUCAUCCUCUCAGCAGAAUUCGAUAACGGAAUUCCACUAGAAGUCUACGUUGGCCCGACUCUUUUCGAGGGAUUCGAAAGUUUUCCUGGCGUUCCCUGGACAUUUCAGGUCAAUCUCGCAAAUAAUAAAAGCAAUGCUUUGGAAAACGCGCUUGCUGAGGCACGGGUCGCGUUGAGUCAUAUCAAGGGGAACCUGGUCGCACUAGAAAUCGGGAAUGAGCCCGAUUUAUAUCCCGGGGCUGUGCGGGCGUUGAAUUACUCGACUGCGGAUUAUCUUCGGGAGUGGACUUAUUUUGCUGAUGCCAUUUCUAAUCAGGUUAUGCGUGGGAAUUCUUAUGGGUUGGAUUAUUGGAGGAUUUUCCAGGCUUUGACCUUUGCCGAUAAAGGGGAUGGGUUCUCGACGGCUGAGGCUUUUCAUGAUGGGAUUGAUGAAACUGGUCAUGUUAAGACUGUUUCUCUACACCAAUACGCAUCUGGAAAUCAGGCAUGGGUUCGACUUCAAAAUUCAUUCAUGAACCACACUGCUAUCGCCGGGAAUUUGACUCAAUAUAUCCCCGACAUGGAGGCAACAUACGCUGCCGACCCUAGAAUCACAUUCCUGCUGGGCGAGACGAACAGCGACUACGUGAAUCUGAACAUGGCACAAGUGGAAGGUGUUUUUGGAAGCUCUCUUUGGCUGCUCGAUUAUUUACUCUAUGGAAUGAGCAUGAAUAUCAGCCGAUUUAAUCUUAUUCAAGGAACAACCUUCGGGUACACAGGCUGGAUUCCCGUAGAAUACAACGGCCAAGCUCCUGGCAUUAGACCACCACUAUAUGGCCAACUCGUGGCCGCCGAUGUCAUUGGUCGUCAUGAAAAUGUUCAAGUGCAAUCACUUGAUCUCGGCCUGUGGGAUCUAUCCGCAUACGCUGUCUAUGAGUCGGGCAUUUUGUCGCGAUAUGUUGUUAUUAACCUGGAUGAAUGGAAUGUCACAACGAGCUAUGCGCGUCCUACGCGGCAAGUUUCUCUCAGUGUUCCGCGGGAAGUACUCUCGGGUGAGAUUAUGAGGUUGUCUGGUCCCGGAGCUGGUUCCGAUACUGGUAUAACCUGGGGUGGAUAUAGCUGGAACUAUACUACUGGUGGAAGACUCGAGAAGUCUGGUGAACAGCAGACUCAGCUUGUCUAUCCGAGAGGCGGAUAUGUAAAUCUAGAUAUACCUUCGACUGAAGCUGUUGUGGUUGAGCUGCGAAGUUAG